Messenger RNA from Eufriesea mexicana, 662 nucleotides. Its product is annotated as acanthoscurrin-2. NCBI's taxonomy places the organism in Eukaryota, Metazoa, Arthropoda, Insecta, Hymenoptera, Apidae. The transcript is spliced from 3 exons. Bases 165 to 662 code for a protein of 165 amino acids. The record is from RefSeq and is a predicted model, not a curated record.
CUGAAACCGCCAACUGUAUCGUGAAGGAGGAACCGGUAGUUGGCUCCUUCGACGUUCGACUCCGUCCUAUAUUUACGUUUAUACUUCUUCUUCCUCUUCUCAAUCUUCUCCAGAAUUGGUCUUAUUACGGUUAAGCGAACGAAACGGAUACUCGAGGAUCCAACAUGAUGACCCAGCUCGCGACCGUCUUUUUGGUUGCCUCUUUGCUCAACGUAGUCUCAGCAGGACACAGCGGAGGACACGACCAUGUGGUGAUCCACGUACCCUACAAGAUCAAGACCGUUCAUCAUACGCAUACGAUCACGAAGCACAUCCACCACGGUGGUGGAGGUGGCGACAAGUACGAGGUACUGGGAUAUACCGUCGGUCAUCCCAUAGACUUGGGAGGUCACGGCGGUUUCGGUGGUGAUUUUGGAGGCGGCGGCGGCGGUGGUCACGAUUUGGGUGGCGGUGGUGACCUCGGCGGCGGUCACAUCGAGUACAGCGGCGGCGGCGGCGGUGGUGGCGGUGGUGGCGGUGGCCACAUCGAGUAUAGCGGUGGCGACAUUGGCGGAGGAUACGGUGGAGGUGGAUUUGGAGGCCACGGAGGCAGUAUUGGAGGUGGAGGAUACGGAGGAGGAGGCCUCAGUGGCGGUGGCCACGAAGACUGGGGCGGUCAUUAA